Molecule: messenger RNA, 899 nt
Organism: Racocetra persica
Lineage: Eukaryota; Fungi; Glomeromycota; Glomeromycetes; Diversisporales; Gigasporaceae
Source: the annotation of a GenBank genome assembly
UAGCACUUAUAGUUGGUUGGAAGCUUACUUUGGUCUGCUUAUGUUGUGUACCUUUAUUAAUUGGUUCUGGUGCAUUACGUAUGAAAAUGAUUAAUGGUUUUCAACAAAAAACUAAGAAAGCCUAUGAACAUUCUGCGCAAAUCGCUUGCGAAGGUGCUAGUAAUAUUCGAACUGUUGCUGCUCUCACACGUGAAGAAGAUUUAUGGAAUAUAUAUCAUCAUUUACUAGACGAACCUAUGCGUCAAGGUUUUAAAAAUGCCUUCUUUGCCUCCACCACCUUUGCUUUCGCACAAUGUGUAAACUUUUUCACACAAGCUUUAGCAUUUUGGUAUGGUAGUAGAUUGUUUCUAGACAAUGAAUAUGACCUUACUAAAAUGUUUACGGUCUUUAUGGCCAUUUUGUUUGGAUCAAUGUCUGCCGGUCGUGUUUUUGCUUUCGUUCCUGAUAUGUCCAGAGCAAAAUCUGCAUCUGCAACCAUAAUUUCAUUGUUAGAACGUGUUCCUAUAAUUGAUACAUGGCGUCAAGGUGGUAAAAAGCUUGAAACUAUCGAAGGUCAUCUUAAAUUCACUGAUGUCCAUUUCCGUUAUCCAACUCGACCAAAAAUUCCUGUUCUUCGAGGUUUAAAUUUAGAAAUUAAACCUGGACAAUAUGCAGCAUUAGUCGGUCCAUCAGGAUGUGGUAAAAGUACCACAAUAGGUCUUAGUGAAAGAUUUUAUCAAGUAACGGGUGGUAGUAUUACAAUUGACGGAACUAAUAUUGCUACAAUGAAUGUGAACAAUCUUCGGGAACAUAUUGCUCUUGUAAGUCAGGAACCAUCAUUAUAUGAUAUGACAAUCAAAGAAAAUAUUCUUUUCGGUUGUCGACCUGGACAGAAUCCUACUCAAGAGGAUAUAGAAAGG